AAGCAAGCGAUUUUUUUUUCUUUUUUUCUUUUUUUAUGAACGAGAAUUUCUGAUUGCCACAACUCUAUUUUCUUUUUCCCCUUUUGUGUACAGUGUCCAUAUCUUUGAGACUCAGAGAGAGUGAAAUCUCUGUGGAAGCAUUCCUUUUCUAUCACACUUGGACCAGAUCCUCAUCACUUCGGAGCAAUGGCAUUGCCGGUGGAAGAGAUGCAGAGGCCGGAAAUCAACUCUUUCACAGAUGAACUGGGAGGAAAUGCUUUGGAGAGCUCACUGGGUGAUCAUCCUCGAGUCAAACAAGCUGUAACUCAAGUGUUUGCGAGUGGGAUAUCGGGAAGUGUACGAUUGCUGAUUCGUGGAACCACAUUGAUUGUUAUGUUUGUGAAGACAAAGUUCAUUGUCCCAAUCGGAGGGAAUUGGACUUCGUCUGGUGGAGGAGGUUGAGUGGGCACAAGUGAGACGCCUGUAGCGUUUGAUCAAGCAGCUGGCGAUCUCGAGGCUGGAGGCUCGCGCAGCAAUAAUGUUAAUACCCAAGAAGGCUUCCCAGAUCAAGAAGGGCAAGAAGAGACUCCAGGCCUCGAACCUGAGGAAAUUCCAGGAUCCGUGGGGUCCGUGCUACUGGACGAUUUCACUGACAUUGGGAAGGUAGCACAGCACUUGAAGCAUCCAGAGACGUAUCUGACCGGUCUCUUGAUGUAUGAGAUGCACUCUGCAGUGCAGACUCUGAAGGACGGCAUCUCGCCGCCGACUCCAGCAAAGAAGACCCUGUGGUAUCUCGUUUUUGGAAACAUCGGGACACUGUUUGUGCUUUUUAUAAUGCUGGCCUGUGCACCCAAGGGAUCCACCAAGGCCAGUAUUCUGGUGAAGAGCAUGACUGCCGCAGGAGUACUAUUGUUUGGGCUGAAUUUGGCUAUGCUUUUUCUCAAGGAUCAACCCUGAAGUAUCUCCUACACUAUCCUUACAAUAAAAAGACUGUAGCUAGCCCACUAGAGCUGAAGCGGAACAGGCCUGGCAUUUGAUUGAUCCCGAGUAUUCAUCAUUGCGUCGAGUAUGUUAUGUUUUCAAGGUUCUCAUUGAUCCAAGCGCCAUCAAGUUGUUGAAACAUGUUUGCCCUCUGAUUGUAUCUAAGAAAUAAGCAAUAUGCGGAUAUUCUCUGAUAUGUGUGUGUAUUUUCAUGUUGGCUUUCAUUUAAAUGUUAUUUUCACAAGAUUAGAAAUAUCAAAAGGAGAACAAACGCGAGGAUGUUUUAUUAAUCUUGUUAUGCACUGUAUUACUUUCUUGAGCGCCAAUGUUCUUUUUUAAGGGAGGUAGGCUUGCGGUUUGCUCCUUCUCGGGAUAUUACAAGGGGAGAACCGGUGUCUUUGUAUUGUUUUAUUUUCUCUGCAUGUAAUUCUUUGCUUAUAUAACGUGAGAUAAGCAAAGGGUUU
Messenger RNA from Punica granatum (pomegranate), 1424 nucleotides. The record is from RefSeq and is a predicted model, not a curated record. NCBI's taxonomy places the organism in Eukaryota, Viridiplantae, Streptophyta, Magnoliopsida, Myrtales, Lythraceae.